Molecule: messenger RNA, 1871 nt
Organism: Galeopterus variegatus (Sunda flying lemur)
Lineage: Eukaryota; Metazoa; Chordata; Mammalia; Dermoptera; Cynocephalidae
Gene: DPH1
Product: diphthamide biosynthesis 1
Exons: 13
Coding region: 28-1344 (438 amino acids)
Biological process (GO): protein histidyl modification to diphthamide
Molecular function (GO): 2-(3-amino-3-carboxypropyl)histidine synthase activity
Source: RefSeq, a predicted model, not a curated record
UUUUGGUCCCACGUGGGCAGGCGGGUGAUGGCGGCCCUGGUUGUGUCCGAGGCGGCGGAGCAGAGCGGCCGAACCGGCCCUAGCAGAGGUCGGGCCCCUCGGGGCCGCUUGGCCAAUCAGAUCCCCCCUGAGAUCCUGAACAACCCCCAGCUGCAGGCAGCCAUCCAGGUUCUGCCUUCCAACUACAACUUUGAGAUCCCCAAGACCAUCUGGAGGAUCCAACAAGCCCAGGCCAAGAAGGUGGCCUUGCAAAUGCCUGAAGGCCUCCUUCUCUUCGCCUGCACCAUUGUGGAUAUCUUGGAAAGGUUCACAGAGGCUGAAGUGAUGGUGAUGGGUGAUGUGACCUAUGGGGCCUGCUGUGUGGAUGAUUUUACUGCAAGAGCCCUGGGAGCUGACUUCUUGGUGCACUAUGGACACAGCUGCCUAGUUCCCAUGGACACCUCAGCCCAAGACUUCCGGGUGCUGUAUGUCUUUGUGGACAUCCGGAUAGACACUACCCACCUACUGGACUCUAUCCGCUUCACCUUUCCCCCAGCCAGUGCCCUUGCCCUGGUCAGCACCAUUCAGUUUGUGUCAACCUUGCAGGCAGCUGCCCAGGAGCUGAAAGCUGAGUAUCGUGUGAGUGUCCCACAGUGCAAACCCCUGUCACCUGGGGAGAUUCUGGGCUGCACGUCUCCAAGACUUCCCAAAGAGGUGGAGGCUGUUGUGUAUCUUGGAGAUGGCCGCUUCCAUUUGGAGUCAGUCAUGAUUGCCAAUCCCAAUGUCCCCGCUUACCGGUAUGACCCGUACAGCAAAGUCCUGUCCAGAGAGCACUAUGACCAUCAGCGCAUGCAGGCUGCCCGCCAAGAAGCCAUAGCCACUGCCUCCUCAGCUAAAUCCUGGGGCCUUAUUCUGGGCACUUUGGGCCGCCAGGGCAGUCCAAAGAUCCUGGAGCACCUGGAAUCUCGACUCCGAGCCUUGGAACUUCCCUUCGUGAGGCUGCUGCUCUCUGAGAUCUUCCCCAGCAAGCUUAGCCUACUUCCUGAGGUAGAUGUGUGGGUGCAGGUGGCAUGUCCACGCCUCUCCAUUGACUGGGGCACAACCUUCCCUAAGCCGCUGCUGACACCCUAUGAGGCGGCCGUGGCCCUGAGGGACAUUUCCUGGCAGCAGCCCUACCCGAUGGACUUCUACGCUGGCAGCUCCCUGGGACCGUGGACGGUGAACCACGGGCGGGACCGGCCCCCCCAGGCCUCGGGGCGGCCGGCGCUGGGGAAGGUGCAGGAGGGGUCCACUCGCCCUUCUCCAGUCGCGGACUGCGAGGACUGCAGCUGCAGAGACGAGAAGGUGGCACCGCUCGCUCCUUGACACGCUCCGGGGGUCCCAGGGCCCUGUCUUCUGGAGGAGCAGCCUCGAGGCUGGUGGUUUUCAGACCAGGACGCAAACAUUUUCAACGCACUGGAAGAGCCCACAGUGUGCAGAGGUCUGGACGAAGCCCUGGAAACGGUGGCACAGGCACUGAACAAGCUGGGGCCCUUUGACGGGCUCCUUGGUUUCAGUCAAGGGGCUGCACUAGCAGCCCUUGUGUGUGCUCUGGGCCAGGAAGGCGAUCCCCGCUUCCCCUUGCCGCGGUUUAUUAUCCUGGUAUCUGGUUUCUGUCCCCGGGGCCUUGGACUCAAGGAAUCCAUCCUGCAGAGCCCCUUGUCACUGCCUUCGCUCCAUGUUUUUGGGGACACAGACCGCGUCAUCCCCUCUCAGGAGAGUAUGCAACUGGCUAGCCGAUUCCCUGGAGCCAUCACCCUCACCCAUUCUGGUGGCCACUUCAUUCCAGCGGCUGCACCCCAGCGCCAGGCCUACCUCAAGUUCUUGGACCAGUUUGCAGAGUGAAAGUUCAA